CUGUAUUACGGGGGGUGCUCGGCGGCAGUGAGGGAGGGAGGAGUUGGGUGUUGCCUCUGUCUCUGAGCCCUAGUACUGAUUCCCAGUCGAGAUUCAGCCCGUUACACGCCGCGACACCUGGCCUGCUACUGCUGCUGUCCUGUGAACUCAGUACCCGAAAAAUACCCGACUAACGGACCACCAUGGGAGUCGAAGGCUGCACAAAAUGCAUCAAGUACAUGCUUUUCUUGUUCAACUUCAUCUUCUGGCUUGCCGGAGGUGUCAUUCUGGGCGUGGCCCUGUGGUUGAGACACGACCCCAAGACCAGCAACCUGAUGGAACUGGAGAUUGAUGGAAAUCAGGCCCCCAACACCUUUUACAUCAGUGUCCACAUCCUGAUUGCAGUGGGCGCAGUGAUGAUGGUGGUCGGCUUCCUCGGUUGCUAUGGCGCCAUCCAGGAGUCCCAGUGUCUGCUGGGAACGUUCUUCGCCUGCCUCAUCAUCCUGUUCGCCUGCGAGGUUGCAGCUGGAAUCUGGGGCUUCAUGAACAAAGACACUGUUGCCACGGAGAUGAUCAGCUUCUACGACUCUGCGUAUGACAAGGCCAUAUCCUUCCCAGGGUUACCAGGAACAGAGAAGGACAACAAGGAGAAGGACGCCGUCACCGCUGUGCUCCGGGUCUUCCACGAGACUCUGAACUGCUGUGGUAAAAGCCAGACGUCGUCUUUCCUCACAGAAACCCUGGGCCUGACUAACCUCUGCUCCGCCAAUGGAACCCCAAUUGGUUGCCACCAGAGGAUCGAUGAGCUGUUCACAGUUAAGAUCGGCAUGAUCGGCAUCGCCGCUCUGGCGGUCGCAGUUAUUAUGAUCUUCGAGAUGAUCUUCAGCAUGGUGUUGUGCUGCGGGAUCCGCAACAGCCCGGUGUAUUAAAGCGAGGGGCCGACAGCCCGCUGGAGGAGGGAGGACCCCCGCGUUUCCGUCUCGCUCUUUCCCUUUUUUCUCUUAUAAGCAGGAAACGUCACGUAUUAUAUUGCUUGCUGGAUUUAGUCCGCUCUUUGAGAAGACAGCGUAACACAUUGAGCAUUUGAAUGACACUGUCCAUUCUUUUGUUGUCGGUCACACAUGCUGGUUUGCAUAUUGACCCGUGCUACCCUAACCUGAUAUGUAGAUAUCACACCAGUCCUGGUGCAUUAAUACUUUAGUGAUGCAUUAGUUGUUUACUGCUUCCUCGCGUAUGAACAUGCUCUUAUAUUCUUGGUUUUAUGGAUGUUUUUUCACUGUUUUAUGUAUAAACUGUAUAUAAAUAUAUAUAUUAACAGUGCUUUAUGACUGCCUCAGCAUGGAAAUUGUAUUACAGCAGAUCCUUCUCCUGUAUUCUUCCUGCACUCUGCUUGUUUGUCUCGCUCUAGACUGAACCAGAUGAUGGUGUGUGCAGAAACUGACUAAAGAAGGAAUUCUCAGUUAACCUUGUAAGCUGGAACCAAAGUCAAAGUGACCCGAUGUCUGUCAUGUUGGACCUGUGGAGUGUUUUGUCUUUGGCUGUCUGUCGCUCAUCAUGUGUCCAAACUGUCUGAGUGCUAAGUUGUAUAAAACAUUUAUGGAAGGGUAAUACAAUUGUAUCAAAUGAAAUCAAGUAAUGUACGUUCAAACCACACUUUGGCUUGUUUGGCCGGCCCGGCUUAUAAAUCCUCACCGGCAUCUCAAAUGUAGUGAAAAGGUUUCAUAUGAAUAUCAUAAGUCUGCAUAUCGUUUGUAUAAUAUGCUUAGCAGGCAGGAACAUGUCACCACCAGGCUUUUGCUGCUCUGAGAAAUCAUUAGUUCACCACUUGCAUUUGUUUGAUGCAAGUGGAUACAAUUAUUAUAAAUGAUACAUUUAAAAGGUUUUAUACAACUAUGCACUUAUUUGUGAAGGCAACGUGCUUAAUGUAAUAAUCAUCUCUCCCAAAUCAGAGGAAUUACAUUGAAAUAUGACCCAUCACAUUUCAACUCAAAUCAAGUUGGUGGAAAUAUCUGGUUGAGUCUGGUCUCGUGCGACCUGCUGUGUCAUAGUACUAUCUCUCCAGCUACUACCCUUAUCAUCACCAUCAAUCAAACUGUGAUUCCCAUUCCUGCCAGCAAAAAAAUAAAAUAAAAGUCAACCAGCCGAGACUCCGGGUAUUUAACCUGAAAAGAUGAAUAGUUCCAGCUUCACUCUGUUACUUUGUUAUUAAUCCCUUACCAAGAAGUAUUCAACUAUCAUGUUGUAACGUCAGUCUAACAAAGUGAUUUCACGGCUGUUGGAUUGGCUGUUUGCUGUUUACAGUGGUAAUAUGUGUACUAUAGGGCAGCUCGGUGACAUUGAAGGCAUAGUUUGGAUGUUUUUAGUGUUGUAUGAGAAGUCAGUGGAGGGUGUUUGGCAGACGCCCAGUUUGAAUAGAAAAAAGUUACAGUACAGAAGCUAAGCUAUCUACUACUGUGGAGCUGCAAAACAUUUGUUAUCUUCUUAAAAGAAAGGCCUACCUAUUCAAAUCAAUAUAAGUUUGGCUAUAUUUAUCUUGACCUUGCCUGCAGAUGGCCCAUUCCAACAGGAAACACCAGACUCCACUGACAAAAACGGUUAUUUUGGCCUUCAGAACAUGGGGGUUUCUUAAUUCAGUAGUUUCUGUUAUUGUGUGACUUUGGUACGUUUAUUACACCAAAGUCACACAAUAACACUAACUAACUGAUACAGUUAUAUAGAUGCAGUUUUUGUCAAUGGAGUCUGGUGGCUGAAUACAGCGUACAGUUAAAUUGAUAUUGACUUUUUCAGUGGGGCCUCCAUUUUAGAGCUUCUCAAAACAUGGGGGGUGCCAACCACCAUCCACUGGAAGUAGGAUAAGAACCUCAUAUCAUGAUCAGCCAAUCACAUGCUGUUUAUUGGAUACUGUUCUGUCCUGAGGUCUGUUCUCACUAGCUCCUGCUGCCGCUGACACUAACACACACCUGUACACAUCCAUCACACACUCACAUUAACUGAGUCAUCUUGUGUAACCUUCCAUAUUAUCACAGCUUUCCUCAACCAAGUAAAACCUUGUUAACAUCUCAUACUCAAACCAAGAAACAGUAAAGUGUCUUGUAAUAUUUACAGCUCUGACGUAUUAAUGAAAUCAUGAAGGCUGUAGAAAGACAAUGUAUGCCUUUUCUUCUUCUUCUUCUUGUAUUGUGAUAUCAGUGUUUGGUACGUUGUCAAAGGAGUCUGCGCAGAGAGGGGGAGAUUCUGUGCCAGUGGUGAAUAGUGACCUUCAAUAGUUUGUCCCCAGAAAUCAUUGGAAAACAUGACAACAGCCACCAGUCCAGUAUUCUCAAGACUUCUGUGUUUGUCAGGACCUGCUGUCCAUGUUGCUGCCUUUUUAAAAACAGGAAGUGACUCUCAGGAUCCUCUGCCACUGAAAUCUCAACCCCUCUCUCUUGUAGACUUUGGUUUGCCCAAAUAUAAAGGGAUUAAAUGUAUUUUACAAAUAAACAA
This is a messenger RNA of Gymnodraco acuticeps, 3462 nucleotides long. RefSeq names its product CD81 protein-like. Gene Ontology annotation, cellular component: membrane. Lineage: Eukaryota; Metazoa; Chordata; Actinopteri; Perciformes; Bathydraconidae. The record is from RefSeq and is a predicted model, not a curated record. Bases 183 to 908 code for a protein of 241 amino acids. The transcript has 8 exons.